Messenger RNA from Vicia faba (fava bean), 1229 nucleotides. NCBI's taxonomy places the organism in Eukaryota, Viridiplantae, Streptophyta, Magnoliopsida, Fabales, Fabaceae. The record is from the annotation of a GenBank genome assembly.
AGGCACAUCCAGAUGUUAUAGGAAAUGAUGGAUUGGCUCCACUGGAAGGUUAUCAAAAUGAUCUUGCUUACUUGAAGAGCAAGGUUGAUGCUGGAGCCGAUUUGAUUGUCACCCAGUUAUUUUAUGACACUGAUAUAUUCCUCAAAUUUGUGAACGAUUGCCGCCAAAUUGGAAUAACUUGUCCUAUUGUGCCUGGAGUUAUGCCCAUUAACAAUUACAAGGGCUUUAUCCGCAUGACUGGUUUUUGUAAAACAAAGAUACCUGCUGAGAUAACGGCUGCUUUAGAGCCAAUCAAGGACAAUGAAGAAGCUGUCAAGGCUUAUGGAAUACACCUGGGAAUUGAAAUGUGCAAAAAAAUUAUGGCUCACGGAAUUAAGACAGUGCAUCUUUACACACUAAAUAUGGAGAAGUCGGCAUUGGCGAUACUAAUGGGCCUUGGCUUAAUUGAAGAAUCCAAAAUUUCUAGAUCCUUACCUUGGAGACGCCCUACGAAUGUUUUCCGUAUUAAAGAAGAUGUUCGCCCAAUCUUUUGGGCAAAUCGUCCAAAAAGCUACAUAUCCAGGACUAUAGGAUGGGAUCAGUACCCACAUGGGCGUUGGGGUGAUUCCGGUAACCCAUCAUAUGGCGCAUUAACUGACUAUCAGUUCUUGCGGCCACGUGCAAAAGACAAGAAGCUUAUUGAAGAAUGGGCAGUUCCCUUGAAAAGCAUUGAAGAUAUUUAUGAGAGAUUCAGACUGUUUUGCCUGGGAAAGUUGAGAACCAAUCCUUGCCAGCAGUCAAUGGGGGAAAAGUCAGAUUCUCCUACUGUAGGCUGGGGUGGACCUGGUGGGUAUGUUUACCAGAAGGCAUACUUAGAGUUCUUCUGCUCUAAGGAAAAGCUGGAUGCACUUAUUGAGAAAUGCAAGGAUCGCCCAUUCCUAACUUAUAUGGCUGUGAACAAAGAAGGGGUUUGGAAAUCUAAUGUGGCCCAAACCGAUGUUAAUGCUGUGACAUGGGGGGUCUUCUCAGCUAAGGAGAUAUCCCAACCAACCGUUGUAGAUCCUGUAAGCUUCACCGCAUGGAAGGAUGAGGCAUUUGAAAGUUGGUAUAGAGGAUGGGCAAGCUUGUACCCUGAGGCCGAUGCAUCCAGGAAAUUAGUUGAAGAGGUGGGAAGCAGCUACUUCUUGGUCAGUUUGGUGGACAAUGAUUACGUCAAUGGUGAUAUUUUUGGUGUGUUUGCUGAUUUCUGA